CGGGAAGUAUCAAGUCUGGACAGAGACCAGAUGGUUCUCUUCAGAGGUCGAUUUAUAGGAAUCCUACAUUGAAUGAACAGUAUUUCAAUUUCCACAGCUGGGUGCCUCUUACCAGAAAAAGGAAUCCGAUCUACUACCUAUCUUCAAGAAUCAGAAGAAUCUGCAUGAGUGAUACUAUCAACGGUGAAUUAGAUAAACUACGGAAGAUCCUCAUUCAAAAUGGAUACCUAUCCAGAUUUGUUGAGAAGAACUUGAAAUUAAACUGAACACGGAGCAAGUACUCACAAUUCCAAAGAAGACCUUUCUUAUGAACUUUGGUUUCAAAUGCGAUACGACAGUAGAGAUCCUGAAGAAUCGGCUGUUUAGUUAGCUAAAGAAGACAUUCUUCGUUGCGAAGGUACAGAUCAGCUUCUCUAGUCAGCAACUGGUUCCGGAGUGCGUUAAGGACAAGUUGUUGCUUUGGGCCACCUCGGCCGCACAAAGCGUAUACUUUCCAAGUGUACCUCUGAGCACCAUCCUGCAUAUUUGUCGAGGAAUAAUUCAAAUCGAUUAACAGUUCAAUUCUUGAACAUUUGAUCAACUCUUGAUAUCUAGUUCGACCACAGUCCCCCUUCAUUGUCAUAUGUAGAGCCAAGUGGAUUAGUCUAAAAGAAGUACGCUUUCGACACUUGUGCACCAUGGCAGAAGCACUGGCAAUCCAUCAUUUCAAACCUGAUCUCUGCGUGGAGAAGAAGUAUGUUCAAUUUCUUAUCUUACCAUGGUCAUAACACUUCCGAAUUUUUCGAUUUCAUUGCUAGUUAAUUUAUUAGUAUCACCUUCAUUAUGACCCUUGUCUCAUUCUUCACCUUCUUUACAUCCAUCUUUCAAGUGGACAUCCAAUAUACGCAUUUCUCAUCUAACAACAAUUUUCACCUUUUUAUGUUUAUGGUAUAUAUAAAUAGGAGUGUACGGCUUUAGAAAGUGAUAUCGUCAAUGAAGGAAAUUUUCUUCGCUGAAUUAUCUCUUCUUUUCUUUAUGACUCGAUGGGCAUGUUUCGUCUUAUAAACCAACUAAAAAUACUGUAACAUUUUGACAGCUCUCAUGUUCCACUCCUUUUUGUCAUAUAGUUUACUCUUUUUCAGUAGUUUCAAACAAUUACAAUGAGCUCUUGUGACAGACAAACGCUGCUGAACGCAUUCAAAUCGUUGGAUAAAGAUGGAGACGGUACUGUUUCUUCUGAAGAACUGAGAAACUGCCUGGUAGCUUGUGGCUUUAAUGAAAAAGAUGCAAAGCCCUUAAUGGAAUACUUGGACUCGAAUAAAGAUGGAAAAAUUACAUUGGAUGAAUUUUUAAAUGCUCUUCAGUGAGAUGUUGAAUAGACUUGGUGGUUUACACACAACGUGAUCAACAAUCGUGUUGUAAAAAUGUUAAAGAAUACAUGGUGUUUCCAGUUA
Molecule: messenger RNA, 1433 nt
Organism: Heterobilharzia americana
Lineage: Eukaryota; Metazoa; Platyhelminthes; Trematoda; Strigeidida; Schistosomatidae
Source: the annotation of a GenBank genome assembly